Messenger RNA from Cottoperca gobio, 3907 nucleotides. It is a transcript of the gene nkrf, whose product is annotated as NFKB repressing factor. Bases 492 to 2849 code for a protein of 785 amino acids. NCBI's taxonomy places the organism in Eukaryota, Metazoa, Chordata, Actinopteri, Perciformes, Bovichtidae. Gene Ontology annotation, molecular function: nucleic acid binding. Gene Ontology annotation, cellular component: nucleolus; nucleoplasm. The transcript has 3 exons. The record is from RefSeq and is a predicted model, not a curated record.
CAGCAGCCCACAGUGCGCGAACUGUCCGGCAGCAAAGCAUUCUGGGCCAGUGCGGUGACAGACGCCAUGAUUUUUUUACUGUAGCUGGACUAGAAAAUGGAUGCUUUCUGCUAGUUAGCGUUAGUUGAAUGGGUGUCUGUAGCUCCCAGCGGGGUUCAGUGCUAUAUUUUAAACUACCCGUCUUGGAUAUUACAUUUAGAGGAUACACAACUACAUGUCGGGUUCCUUUAAAUAUGAAUUGAAUCUGAUAUUACACUAGUUAUAUGAGCUGAAGUGGUGCUGGGUUAGCUGUACGCUAGCAGCAGCUAGCUGGCUAAUGCUAGCCGUCACCAGCGGGUUGCCAACGUUAGCUAGCUCAACUAGCUAAAUGAGGCUAGCACGAUAAUAAUAACCUGAUCAGAAAUCACACUCAGCUGAAUGACAGAGAUAUCAAUCGGACCGACGGCUACACCUUAAGGUAUGGCCGGGAUUUGAUUUGGACAGUGCUGGUGAUGGCAGAAGGGACCGACACUGGCGAAAUGCCCUCCUUUGACCCAAGUCCUAGUUCUGAAGCAAAAAAAAGACCAAUUUCUUCUGAUGGCAGAGACGAGCCCAUGAGGAAAAUGCCUGUGUCAAAAUUUGGUUCAAGACCUCGAUUUGAGCCUGUACACUUUGUCAGCGGUGGAAGCAGCGGAGGAACUGCCGCUGAUGAGAAGGAGAACGAUAAGGAGCGCAGGAGGAGCGAGUCCCAUGGUGCGAGACCAUGGGACUCUGAACACUACAGCGGCAGAGUGCAGGGCUCUUCCUCCCUAAGGCCUGCUUUUGACAGAGUGCCAUCUUACAGUUCUGACUCUUGGGGUUCCCAAAGAGACAAAGACAGAGACACAGAGACCUUUUCAGGUAGUACAAGUGGGUUGGGGUUUGGAGGACAUGGGUCCACUUCAAACUUCAUGGCAAAAACACAGCAGGACUACUCAGCCAAGUAUGAAGCGCACUCUUCUCGAACUCCAGAUUCUUAUUCUCAGCCCCAAAGAUACAAUGGAUACGGGGGAGCGAGCAGAUCAGGAGGCUGGGAUUCAGGACGUCAGGGUUUUGGGUACAGUAAUCAGGACCGGCCGCCAUCAAGCAGGCCAUUCAGCAGAGUGUACAACAGCCCGGGCAGGAGCAGCCCCGCCACUUCUCAGUCGGGCUCUUUAUCACAACCUAUUCCUAUUUCUAUAUCUCAGCCAACAUUAGAUGAGAAGCAAAGGCUGAUUUCCAAUGUAGCGUUUGCAUUGGCUGUUGCUUUGAAGGACCCUAUGUUCAUGACUGGAAGUGAGUCGCCAAACUAUAAUUUCAUGUUGAGCCGCAGCAUUCAGGCCUGUAAGACCAAUCCUGAGUAUAUUUAUGUCAACCUGAAAGACAUUCCUCAGGCUGACCUACCGAAGAACAGGAAAGUACCAACAGACGGUUACGCCUGUGAACUGAGAUGUCAGGGUGUGUAUCUUGCUACCGGAUACUCUGGUAGUAAAAAUGGAGCGAGGGACCGGGCCUCUGAGCAGGCUGUAAAACUCUUUCUGAAAACAGUUGAGGUUCGUGUGGUGCAGCGCAAAUACAGACACUCGGUAGUCAGUGACAUAGUGGUUUGCCAGAUCCACAGCCCUACCCCGGGCUUUUUACCUGCACUCCGAAACCCAGAGGAUAAACCGACACCCAGCUCCAAAGGCCAAUACGAGCCUGACCAACGGAAGCACUGGACAGAGUUUGUGGUCAUGGACAAUGCUCACGACGCCAUCUGCAUACUCAACAAUUCUGCAGCUUUUAAUCGCAUGAAGAUAGACUAUAAGUUUGACCUGCUCCCCAACAACAGUGCUUGGCUGUGCAGUGUUUUCCUGCAGAGUGAGCUGGUGGCGCAGGCAACAGGUACCAAAAAGACCUCAAAGCAUUCAGCGGCUGAAGACGCAGUGAGGAAACUUCGCAUGAACCAGGCACAACGACAGCAGCAGCAGCAAGAGCAAGAGCAGCAGCAGCAACAACAACAACCGCUACCACCACAAUACUCCAGAGGAAAUAAUCAAUCAGAUUGUGGUGGACGCUUUGGGCAACAGGUUAACAAAAAGAAGCAUCUGAGCGAGUUGGUCAUUCUGGAAAACUCUGACAAUGCAAUCUGCAUCAUUAAUGACACAGCGCAGUUUAAUAAAGUGACUGCUGAUUACAAGUUCACGGUUCUGCCUGAUCAUCGCUGGAGGUGUGAAGUUUACUUGGAAGGACAGUAUGUAGCCGCAGGAAUUGGACCCAAGAAAAUAGUGAAGCACAUUGCAGCAAAGGAGGCCUUAACUACACUGAGGCAGACGCAGGCUGUGGUCAAAUCCAACCUAAGAAAGGAGGGGCACAUCGACGCCAUAUCCCGAUCCCAGAUCCUGGCUCGCUCUGGUGAAGAGGCCACGAGGCAGGAGAUUAAGGAAGACAACAUCGGAAACCAGCUGCUCCGCAAGAUGGGCUGGAAAGGAGGUGGUCUGGGCCGAGAUGGGGAGGGCAUCGCAGAACCAAUCAAAGUGAAAGAACAGUUCUCCAGAGAAGGGUUGGGUCUGGACACUGACAAAUCUGGAAACCAGCUCAGCAAGCGUGAUAUUGAGGACAUCAUUCGUAACUAUGCCAGUUCAGACCGACAGGAUGAUCUUCGCUUCUCCACUGACCUCACCAACGAUGAACGAAAGCAGAUCCACCAGAUAUCUCAGAAGUACGGCCUACGGAGCAAGUCGUACGGACAGGGACGGCAACGGUUCCUUAUAGUCAGUCGCAAAGUACACAAAGACCAGCUCAUUGGUCAGCUUUUACAGGAGGGACAGGUGGGACGAUAUGAGCUUGUGAAACCUCAGGCCUCUCAUUGAUUUGCAUGCUGGGCAAAAUACAAAACAAUCAUCAAACAUCUGCUUGGACUUCAGUACAAUUCACUCAAGUGUAACUGCGGUGUUUAUACUUGUAUGUGACAAACUUGCAACACGUUAAUAAAAGAGAACCCUUCAGGGAUCACUUGUGGUUUCUGCAUUCCUUUGCCAUGAAAUGUAUUUAAGCUUCAGCAGGGGCUUUAGGAUAAGUGAUUUGUCUUUUUUUCCUGUGUCCUGCCAUUCCAUGUCUAUUUGUUUUUAACAUUUGCACAACAAGCUUGUACUUGAUAUCUUGUGGUAUCAUGUUCUGAAGAUGUUCCGGUUAUUUUGCAAAUUUUUAAAGAGGACUUUGAUGUUUUUGUCACCAAAAUCCACUUUGUUUUCUGGCUAUUUAAGGAACCUGGCAAAAUAUGCAGAUGUUUACUUCGUUUGUGAACAUUGUUGACUCGCGUGAGGCAUCAACAUCAAACUGUAGCUCGGUGUCAGUCUCACUGUAGUGGUACAACUCUCUCUCUCUCUACCAGCAAUGUCGGCCAUUCUACAAAUACAAGCUGCAUCCAUAAUCAGAAAAUUCUUCACAUGAAAACUGUAAGCUGUGAUCUUUGUUAAAUGUCAGAAGUGUUGGUUUAUGUGUACAGUCAACCUGUCUGCUUGUUUUCACAGCUGUAAUGACUAAAUAAAUUAAAACUGAUGACCAUAAGAUGGAUAUUUUUGUACUGAGUUAAAAAGAAACAAAGACAACUGAUGUAUAUUUAUUUUAUUUACAAGAAAAUGUACAGUUAGUUAAAUGGGUUACCAGUGCAAAGUUUUAUAAUCUGGAAACGGACACCAUCCUGUUUAAAACGGUAUCAGCCUAGUAUGUCAGCUGAUUUGUAGGAUUGUAAAAUAGAAUAGAAAUGUUCACACAGCCUUUAACUGUCAGCAUUAUGAAACUCUGUGCAUGAAACAAAGUUAAGUGCCCAGAAAGGGUACUAAAUGUCAUGUUUCUGUGUUGAAGAGGGACAUAUAUCCACCAAUAUCUAUAACGUUCUUAAAAUCAAAAAGGCAUGGCUUUACAAGAA